AUGGAAGGGAGCACCUGGUUCUCUCUGAUAUUGCUAUGCUUUGUGUGGCUUCCCUGGGUUUAUAUAGAUCCAACAGUGGGGUACUCUCUUAAAAACUGCACCAUUCGUCGUUCUUUGAACAACACGGUCCUGUUCUUUACACCCACUGUGCUUUGUUUCAAGAUGAAUUUCCAUGCUGUUCCAUUUCCCAUACCACCCAAUGCAGUGACCUUAGACAUUUCUUUCAAUUACAUCUCACAAAUCAAGGUGGGGGAUUUCAAAAAUCUCACAAACCUCAAAAAUUUAAAUGUAUCCAACAACCAGAUUUCUCAUAUGGAAGCUGGAGCUUUCAGAGAACUGACGGCUUUGUGUAAGCUAAAUCUAGCCCACAACAACCUGAGAACUAUCUCAAACAACAAUUUUCAGGGCCUUGUCAACCUCAAGACCCUACGACUGGACAAUAAUCACAUUAGCAGCAUUGAGUCUUCGGCCUUUUGCUCACUUUUCAAUUUAGAGACAGUGAACUUAACUGGAAAUAAGUUUCAGCAUAUAGAGAGUGUGCAUCCCAUCCUAAAAUUACCUGCCUUACAAGAGCUGUACAUCGGAAGCAACAGAAUUUCUACUUUCCGGUCCCAAGAAGUAUGUAACACAUCACUGGUACUAAAAUUGCUGGAUUUAUCCUGGAAUCCACUAGAAAUAUUCCAGAUCACAGAAGACAUUCUUCCUCGUCUUGAGACUUUGGACAUCUCCUACUGUGGUGGUAAUGGACACAUGCAGUGGGACGUGGGGGACAGGUCAUUCCUACGUAAUGUGAACAGGCUCAACGUGAGUGGCCUCCAUAUCUCAGAGCAGGAUGCAGCCAAAAUAUUUCGCAGCUUCAGCCUCUCCUUGCAAAACCUGAGGCUAUAUGACAUGAAGCAUCUGAGGAUUGAAAGCCUCUUGAAGGACGCCUGCCAGAUACCUAGUCUGAGAGUUGUUCGCCUCAAGAACAACAACCUGACAUCUGUCAACGACCAGCUGUUCCGGCCGUGCUCCCUCGUGAAUGAGCUGGAUCUGUCUUCCAACUGUAUCCAUGACGUAUCGCAGUUCACGUUCAGGCCUUUUGUGCAGCUGGCCACCCUCCGUCUUGCUUACAACAAACUCAGGCUGGUCCCGAGGGCCGUUCAGAAUCUCACCACCCUGGGGUCCUUAGAUCUCACUUACAAUAGCAUCAGUAAACUGUCAUGCUCUGACUUUGCCAACCUUACGCAGGUCACACGUCUCCAGCUGUUUCGCAAUCACAUAUCUGCCCUCAGUGGGUGUUUUUUCAGGGACCUGCAAAACCUGCAGACGUUGAAGUUAGGGAGCAACAAAAUACUGAGCGUCAUGGAUGCUUUCAAAACUGGCCUACAAAAACUGCAGCAUCUGGAACUGAGAUCCAACAAGCUGAGCGCUGUCAAGGGAGGAGACUUCCAAAGCUUACGCUCCCUUCAGUACUUGGAUCUUGUGGAUAAUCAAAUUUCUAGAAUAGAAGAUGAGGCUUUCAUAGGAUUAGACAACCUGACAGAGUUAUAUCUGGGAUCAAACAAGAUCACGCAAGUUACAAUAAGUGCAAAAAAUAUCUUCUCAGGACUGUGUAACUUAAAAGUUCUGCAGCUGUCCUCCAACUACAUAUCAUAUGAGAGCUCUGAUAAAUUAGAUCAUCCGCCCUUCCGUCUGCUGAAGACGUUGAUGUCGCUGUCAAUCAACAGCCAGGGCCAUAAAGGAUUGCGCAAUGUGCCGUCCAAUCUUCUCUAUGGCCUGAGUUCUCUGCAGACCAUUGAAAUUGGAAAUGGAAACAUUGAAUUUCUGCACCAGGAUACGUUCAACCACACACCACACCUGUCAUACCUGGACAUCAGCAAGAACGUGUUCACUGCCCUCACUCCACAGGUGUGGCAGAAAAUCCCGGACCUCACUGUGUUGGUCCUGUCAAAGGCUCGCUUACAGUCCCUUGACUUCCUGAUCAAUGCUAACCUUUCCAAAGUCCAGUCCCUGCAGGUGAGGAGGAAUGAGCUGGCAGUCAUUAACGAGACAUUAAUCCGCUCCCUUCCCGCACUUACCUACUUGAACCUGGAAGAGAAUGCAUUCACUUGUGACUGCAACAACGCCUGGUUCAUCAACUGGGCGGAGACGGACAACCGCACCCAGGUCGUCAGCGCCAGCAUGUUCGCCUGCAACUACCCGCCCGACCUGAGGGGGACUAAGCUGGUGGAUCUGGACACGGACUCCUGCACGGUGGACAUAGGGAUGUACUGCUUCAUCUGCACGGCAACUGUGGUCCUGCUGACCCUGCUGGCCUCUUUCUUCUAUCACUUCCUGCGCUGGCAGGUGAUCUAUGCCUAUUACCUCUUCCUAGCCUUCCUCUAUGACUAUAGGCAGAAGAAGAUGCAUAAAAGGCCUCACUUCCAGUACGAUGCCUUUGUCUCCUACAAUUUUCACGAUGAGCCAUGGGUCCUGGAGAAGCUGCUUCCCGAGCUGGAGGGCGAGCAGGGCUGGAAGCUCUGCUUGCAUCAGCGGGACUUCCAGCCAGGCAGGCCCAUCCUGGACAACAUAGUGGACGGCAUCUACGGCAGCCGCAAGACCAUCUGCGUGAUCACCCGCCACUACCUGGAGAGCGACUGGUGCUCCAGAGAGAUCCAGGUGGCCAGCUUCCGGCUCUUUGACGAACGGAAAGACGUCCUGAUCCUGGUGUUCCUGGAGGACAUUCCGGCCAGCCAGCUCUCCCCUUACCACAGGAUGAGGAAGUUGGUGAAGAAGCGCACCUACCUCUGCUGGCCAAAGCCAGGGGAGGACACCAGAGUCUUCUGGCACAAACUGAAGAUGGCUCUGGAGACCAGAGCAGGCCCUGACGAAGAGAAUGCAAUCCUGUCUGGGCUGGAGCAUUGA
Molecule: messenger RNA, 2886 nt
Organism: Megalops cyprinoides (Indo-Pacific tarpon)
Lineage: Eukaryota; Metazoa; Chordata; Actinopteri; Elopiformes; Megalopidae
Product: toll-like receptor 13
Exons: 1
Coding region: 1-2886 (961 amino acids)
Biological process (GO): immune response; toll-like receptor signaling pathway; inflammatory response
Cellular component (GO): membrane
Molecular function (GO): protein binding; transmembrane signaling receptor activity
Source: RefSeq, a predicted model, not a curated record